Amborella trichopoda is the source of this 860-nucleotide messenger RNA. Its product is annotated as methyltransferase. NCBI's taxonomy places the organism in Eukaryota, Viridiplantae, Streptophyta, Magnoliopsida, Amborellales, Amborellaceae. The record is from RefSeq and is a predicted model, not a curated record. Gene Ontology annotation, molecular function: methyltransferase activity. Gene Ontology annotation, biological process: rRNA processing.
UCACUACGAGGGCAUCUCCUCUCCCUCUUUCUCCACAGACUCGUGGUAUAUAACCGCAACCUCUCCCCGUCUCACUGAAAAAUGGGAGUUUCUUCUCAGUCGAUGUGCUUCAAGAGUCCAGCACCACCUACUGCACCAGGAAGAAGCUUGAAGAACUUGAGUCAAUCUGUGAGAGCUCUUCCAGUACGUAUUUUGACCAUUGGCAAGAAGAGAUCCAAGGGGGUUCAAUUGUUAGUUGAUGAAUACAUUGAAAAGCUCAAGUAUUACUGUCGUGUUGAUGAUGUUCAGCUCAAACCUAAUCCAAAAAAUACGAGUGAUGUGAAGGCUCAAAUUGACGGCGAAGACAUAAGGAUAAUGCAACACAUCAGGCCUGAAGAUUGGGUUGUAGUCUUGGAUGAACGUGGCCAAGAUAUUGGAUCUGAGAAAAUGGCAGAGUUGGUUGGAGAAGCCAGGAAUACAGGAUCAGAAGUGCUAGUAUUUUGCAUAGGUGGUCCAUAUGGGCAUGGACAAAAGUUGCGUAAACGCGCUGAUGUGACUGUAAGGCUGUCUACUAUGGUUUUGAAUCACCAGGUUGCACUGAUUGUGCUUUUGGAGCAGCUUUACCGUGCUUGGACAAUUCUCAAAGGGCAGAAAUACCAUCAUCAGUAGCUGCUGAUCCUAGAGUGCCCAUCCUCCUGAAAUUUGAAAGGUUGAGAAAUUCAUUUUUGCUAUGGAUAUGGAUUUGGAGACUUCUUUUGAGUUUUAUUUAACAUUCUUAUAACGUACUGAUUAUCUGUGCAACUACGUUUGUAAUGAGAAAACUAAAAGCUGUGUUUAUAACAUUCUCCUCUUGAAUGAAUGGAAGACUCGGACUUUGUUCA